Messenger RNA from Hypanus sabinus (Atlantic stingray), 1105 nucleotides. It is a transcript of the gene ccdc12, whose product is annotated as coiled-coil domain containing 12. The transcript has 8 exons. Gene Ontology annotation, cellular component: U2-type spliceosomal complex; post-mRNA release spliceosomal complex. The coding region runs from base 71 to 592 and encodes 173 amino acids. The record is from RefSeq and is a predicted model, not a curated record. NCBI's taxonomy places the organism in Eukaryota, Metazoa, Chordata, Chondrichthyes, Myliobatiformes, Dasyatidae.
UCCGUGAGACGUUGGCUAUGCCUGCCGUGAGGGCUAUCGGGAUUUGGAGUAUUAAAUAGUUUACUGGAAGAUGGCGGAAGAGGCCGGGAGGCUGCAGGAGGAGGCGCUGAAGAGGAGGGAACGGCUCCGGGCACUGAGGGAGCGGCAGCUGCAGAACAGAGACAAAGAUGAAAAAGAGCCAGCAAAUAAGCAGUUCAAAGAGGACAAUGAUGAAGAAGUAAAACAUAGAGAAUUAAAGUUGCGCAACUAUGUCCCAGAAGACAAAGAAUUGAAGGAACGUCUAGUGCCCAACGUCAAACCAGCCUCAGUUGAGGAUAAGGUGAAAGACCAGCUUGAAGCAGGGAAGCCUGAACCUGUCAUUGAAGAAGUGGACUUGGUGAACCUUGCCCCCAGGAAGCCUGACUGGGAUCUGAAAAGGGAUGUGGCAAAGAAACUAGAAAAGCUAGAGAAGAGAACACAGAGAGCAAUAGCAGAACUAAUCCGUCUGAGGGACAGCUUUCCCAACUCAGGCCAUCAAUCCCCAGAUGUUUGCAAGGAGGACUUUGAAAGGUUGCCUGGACAGCACAUUGCUAUAUUCAUGGUGAAAAACUAAAAGGCAAUGAAGAUGACCUAGCAUCUGCAGUUGGAGCAGUAAAACAGGAGGAUUAUGACUCUGAGUGACUCCUGGUCCUCCGGUGGACAGUGGCUUUGGGUCAGCCACAAGCUAGUUAACUUCAGGGUAUAGGUACAUGCGCGUCAUUUUGUGUCCUCUGCUCACCUUCUCUUUGAAAAGAAAAUGCCAAUAUACAGAUCAAGGUUGAAGCACAUGAAAAAGUGGCCUUCAUUCCACCUUAUAGGCAAGACUCUGCUCUCUACAUUGACAUCUGGCUGCUGAUGUAAUGAUCCCAUUGUCUCUGUUGCCACUGAUCUGCGACAAAUUUCCAUCUUCAAUUCAAAUGUCUCAUUAUUGUGCUAAUUUUAAAUUUAAUUAUAGAUGUAUAUUUUUCUAUGAUAUUGAUUGUGAUACACCUUCACUGGAUCUCCUGUCAUUUCAUUUCCAGGUCAGAGCCCAGAUUUGUUCUUUAAAAAUCAGCCCUUCUGAAAUAAAGGUCAUUGUUUUGACUCA